AUGUCCGUCACCGUACAGCAGAUAUUGUCCGACGCCAAACGACUGGCGUCCAAACUCAAAGAACACGACACAGCAGCCGACUCGUUGUUGUCCCAAGCCCAGUUCGUCUACAAGAAGAUCGACGCUAUGAAACAAUAUACCGACGAUUUGUCAGAACUCAACGACAUGGAAGAGGGAGGUCUGCCACAUGAAGAACUGGUCAACUCGAUACGCACCGAGAGUCGGCAGCUACAAGAGAUUGUACGAGAAAACCGAAUAUUAAGAGCAAUGGUUGCUGAGCACCAGACUGCGCUCGAGAUGAUUAUGAGCAAAUAUAGAUCACAGGUUUCGCAUCUUGUUUCCCAAACAAGUGCCGGUCAGCUUGUUAACAAUCUCACAGCAAAGACGAUUGAAGAGAAAAAUGCAUUGAUCAUUCAACAGGAAGAACGUAUCAAAGAAAUGAUGGCUGUCAUGAGUCUUGCCUCUCGUUUAGAAGCUGAAGAAGCUAGUAAAAAGGAAGAAACUAUUGGCAGGUUACAAACUGAAAACCAAACACUUAGAAAACUAUUGAAAAUAUCCAGUGAUCUGUCUACAGAAAAAGAACCAGACACGAUUUUGGCAUCUACGUAA
Molecule: messenger RNA, 609 nt
Organism: Macrosiphum euphorbiae (potato aphid)
Lineage: Eukaryota; Metazoa; Arthropoda; Insecta; Hemiptera; Aphididae
Source: the annotation of a GenBank genome assembly